Messenger RNA from Morus notabilis, 892 nucleotides. RefSeq names its product NEP1-interacting protein-like 1. Bases 99 to 818 code for a protein of 239 amino acids. The record is from RefSeq and is a predicted model, not a curated record. Lineage: Eukaryota; Viridiplantae; Streptophyta; Magnoliopsida; Rosales; Moraceae. The transcript is spliced from 5 exons.
UAUCCGUGUAUCUCUAUAUAUAACAUCUUUAAAUCUGGCGAGUUAAGAAGAAUCAACGACACCUAUCUAUACAACAUUCAAUCUUCUGUUAAGAAAAAAUGGAUCUUAUUGCGCAUCCGUCUGGGUUUUCUCCUUCUUCUUCUUCUUUUUCUUCUUUUUCGUUUGGGAAUUUCGUCGAAAAGGUUAAGGAAUUCUUCAACUUCGCCGUCUCUGCGAUAAUUGGCAACAUCUUCUCUGCGAUCUUCACCUUCUUCUUUGCUUUAGUUGGCACCUUAUUAGGAGCCAUGACUGGGGCUUUGAUCGGCCAAGAGACAGAGAGUGGAUUUGUUAGAGGUGCCGCCGUUGGUGCAAUAUCUGGAGCUGUUUUCUCUAUUGAAGUGUUUGAAUCUUCUCUUGUUUUGUGGCAAUCAGAUGAAUCUGGAAUUGGGUGUCUCUUGUACUUGAUUGAUGUCAUUGCAAGCCUUCUAAGUGGGAGACUAGUUCGCGAGCGGAUUGGCCCGGCCAUGUUAAGUGCAGUUCAAAGCCAGAUGGGCGCUGUUGAAACCGGCUUCGAUGAGGUCACCAACAUCUUUGACACUGGCGGGUCCAAAGGGUUGCCGGGGGAUUCAGUUGAGAAGAUUCCAAAGAUCAUAAUUACCAACAACAACAAUACGGACGCCUCCGGGGAGAAAGUUUCCUGCUCGGUUUGCCUUCAGGACUUUCAGCUUGGAGAGACUGUUAGAAGCUUGCCUCAUUGCAAUCACAUGUUUCACCUUCCAUGCAUAGAUAAGUGGCUCCUUAGGCACGGUUCUUGCCCUUUGUGCAGAAGGGAUUUGUGAUUUCACUUGUGUAAAUUACAAAAUCAAAAAAAAAAAAAAAAAAAAAAAAAAUUUUUUUUUUUUUUUUUUUUUUU